Molecule: messenger RNA, 575 nt
Organism: Mangifera indica (mango)
Lineage: Eukaryota; Viridiplantae; Streptophyta; Magnoliopsida; Sapindales; Anacardiaceae
Product: phospholipase A1-IIalpha-like
Exons: 1
Coding region: 82-495 (137 amino acids)
Molecular function (GO): glycerophospholipid phospholipase A1 activity
Source: RefSeq, a predicted model, not a curated record
UCUUUGAAAGAGUACGAACAUUACUACAUUCUUAAUUGAAUUUUCAGAUUCCAAGUAGCAAAACAAAAGCAAGAGUAUUUGAUGGGCGACAUAGCAAAGAAUUGGAAGCAGCUAAGCGGUGAGAAUGACUGGGAAGGUCUAUUGGAUCCUCUUCACAUCAAUCUCCGUCAAUAUAUAAUUCACUAUGGCGAGAGGGUUCAAGCUGUUUACGACUCCUUCAAUCACGAGAAGUCAUCUCCAUUGUAUGGAUUUCCUCUAUACGCACCCAAAGAUCUCUUCUCCAAAGUUGGCCUAGAGAAAGGAAAUCCUUUUAAGUAUACCAUCACCAACUAUCUCUACGCAAUGGCAGAUAUCGAUUCCAGCAUUGAUUGGAUUGUAAAGGACCAAUCUUCGUGGAUCGGUUACAUUGCUGUGGCCACAGAUGAAGGAAAGGCUGCUUUAGGAAGGAGAGACAUUCUCAUUUCCUGGAGAGGAACUCUUUUGAGUGGCAAAUGAUUGAAGGAAGUCAAUUGGCCUCUAACUUCAGCUUCAAACUUACUUGGGGACACUCCUCACAAUCCUCACCCUCAUGUGCA